AAUAGUGGACCAUGUCAUCAACCAUGGGAUGACCCUGAGGGAAGCUGGCCAACGGGUUCAGCCUAAACUGAGCAGCUACAAGCAGGCAUCAUUAGGACAUUUCCAAAUGAGAAUCGGUAAGUACUUUGUAGCACUGCCAUACUCUAAUGAGAAACACAACACUACCAUACAUGCAAAAAUACUGAAAUUGUUACUUCACAGAAUUGCUAGACGUCCAGCUGUUGGGGGCAGAGGCAGAAUGUUCACUCCAGAGCAAGAGACCCAUAUAGUGAACAUGGUGAUUGCCAAUAAUGCAAUAAGACUGCGUGAAAUACAGCAGCGCACAGUUGAUAAUGACACCAUCUUUCAAAAUGUACACAGUGCAAGCAUUUCUGCACUAAGUCGUGUACUUGCGCGCCACAGAAUAAGAAUGAAGCAAAUUUACAGAGUUCCUUUCGAGAGAAACACAGAACGUGUAAAGCAACUGCGAUAUGACUAUGUGCAGAGAGUGAUGGAACUAGAAGCAGAUGCAAUGGGACAUGAGCUACUUUUUGUGGAUGAGGCCGGUUUUAACCUCAGUAAAACCAGGAGACGUGGCAGGAACAUUAUUGGACACCGUGCCAUCAUCAAUGUCCCAGGACAACGUGGUUGGUAACAUAACCAUGUGUGCAGCUAUAAGCCAAAAUGGUGUUGUUCACCAUCAUGCAACCAUAGGCCCAUACAACACUGCACACAUUAUUGCAUUCCUGGACACCUUGCAUGACAUGCUCACUGUUCAGAGACCAGAGCAGACCCGAUAUGUCAUCAUAUGGGACAA
Messenger RNA from Oreochromis niloticus (Nile tilapia), 796 nucleotides. RefSeq lists its product as uncharacterized. The record is from RefSeq and is a predicted model, not a curated record. The transcript is spliced from 2 exons. Bases 29 to 634 code for a protein of 201 amino acids. NCBI's taxonomy places the organism in Eukaryota, Metazoa, Chordata, Actinopteri, Cichliformes, Cichlidae.